Scomber japonicus (chub mackerel) is the source of this 2057-nucleotide messenger RNA. RefSeq names its product zinc finger protein 512 (gene znf512). The record is from RefSeq and is a predicted model, not a curated record. NCBI's taxonomy places the organism in Eukaryota, Metazoa, Chordata, Actinopteri, Scombriformes, Scombridae. Gene Ontology annotation, molecular function: zinc ion binding.
AUGUCAGUGACGUGCGGAAGUCAAGAGGAGCGCUGGCAGCUGCAGAUCGUGGCUAAAGGAAGAGUCACGUGUCCUAAAUGUAAGAGUGUGAGCAGGAAGACGGUGGAAGGACUGAAGAAACACAUGGAGAACUGCAGACUGCAACCGUUCACCUGUCAGCACUGUGGGAAACAACUCAAGUCCUCAACGGGGAUGAAGUAUCACAUCAUGGCCGACCACAACGCGAAGCACCUUGACGACCGAGCCAUCAAAGACAAACUGCGUAAAAUCCUGAAGAGACUCGGAAAAUUAAAAUGCUCCAAAGAGGGCUGUAACGCGGCCUUCACCAGCAUCAUGGGAUACGUGUACCACAUGAAGAAGUGCGGGAAGGAGGAGUCAGAGCUGGAGAAGAUGCUGCUCAACUGUCUUCACUGCGGGAAAACAUACAAGUCCAAAGCUGGUCUGGAGUAUCACCUGAAAUCAGAGCACGCUCCUAUGCCUCCGAAGACGGAGGAAGACGAGGAGCUGAAGGCUGAAGGCGAGGUGAACCCUGAGAGGACGGCCAGCGGACGGGUGCAGCGAGCCUCGGCGCAGGUGGCCAACUUCCACCUGGCCGAGAUCGCCAACAACGACCUCCCCAAAGACUGGCCCAAGAGGAAGUUCCAGUCAGACCUGGUCCCCGACGACAAGAAGUUAAAAUACGCCCGACCAGGACUUCCUGCUUUCAGCCAGGAAGUGCUGAGGAAGUGGAAGAAUGAGGUGAAGCUGCAGAGGAAAGUUCACUGUCCCAACAAGGGUUGCGGCUCCACUUACACCAGCGUGUCCGGACUAAAGGCUCAUCUGGGUCUCUGCACAAGGGGCGACUUUGAGGCUGGAAAAUACAGAUGUCUGAUCUGCCAUAAGGAGUUUAACUCAGAGAGUGGAGUGAAAUACCACAUCAACUCUGUCCAUUCACAGGACUGGUUUGUGACGAACAAAAAAGCCCACAAGAAAUUUGAGAAGUUCCUCAAAAACCAGCCGAGGGAGUUCAUGCAAAACAUGGACAAGCCCUACGUGGAUCAGUACAACCAUCACCACCACUUCCAACAUCACCACCACCACCACCAGCAGCAUCACCACCACCAUCAACACCAUCAACACCACCAUCAGCACCAUCAGCAGCAGCAGCAGCAGCAGCAUCAUCACCAACCCAUGCAGCUCCAACCCUUGCAGCACCCUCUGCAGCCGCUGCAUCACCUCCAUCACCACACCCAGAUCGUCCAUCAGGACCACCAGAACGUCCAUCCGCAGGUGGACUCCCAGCUCCAGCAGCAGCAGCAGAUACUCCAGUACACACCUCUGGAGCCUCCGCCGGGGCCGAUGUGGGUGGAUAUGGACCGGAGGGAAGCGGUGCCGGGACCAGAGCAGGCUCCGAUAGAGAUGGAGCUGGCUGAGGUGGAGAAACCUGACGAUGACGGUUGUGUCGCUGUCGCUGUCGCUGAGAAUGUCGUUGACGGUGGUGUUAUUGUGACGGAGGUGGUGACCAGGAGAGAGAAGAGGGAGAGAGGGAAGGCUCAUAUGAAGAGGAAGGAUUGCUUUGCUUACGCUGGUGCAGGAGGUGUUGCAGCAGGCAGCAGUAGCAGUAGCAGCAGCAACACCGGCAGCUCGUGCAGCGAAUCGUCGGAGGUGGAGCAGCAAGAGCGGCAAAGACAGAUCGACCAGUGGAACCUGAGGCGGCCGGUCGUCGUCAUGGAGGUAAACGACGAGGCUGUAAAACGACAGAGGCGCACUUAAAAAAAAAAAAAAAAAAAGAAAAAACACUUUACUUUAAAACACUUCAACCGGUUUCAGCCGAUUUUUAAGCAUCUGUCCGUCCGCCGUUGACAAAUGUGACAAAGACGAAGAUUACAAAGCUCUUCGUUUCCUUUGAGGAACUGAGACGAACAGGUGAGAAGGCAGCUCAUGACGGGAGAUAUGACUCGAAAAACUUCAAGGUGUCAGUGUGGAUAUAUAAGAAUAUUAUUAUAUAAAUAUAUAUAAAUACAUUUCUGGGUUUAGAGGCUGUUUCUCUCUCUCUCUCUCUCUCUCUCUUUCUCUCU